AUGUCCCCCCAGUCACUGCGUGCACAUGUUGGAGAAACAAUUAAAGUGACUUGCUCAGCUCGUUUGUCUGGGGGGGGAAACAGAAGGUACAUCUGUAAGCAACCGUGCAAUAAGCAUGACGUCCUCGUCACGGCUGAUCAGCCAUCGAACGGGAGAUACACACUGGAGGACUCAGGAACAGGAGAGUUCACUGUGACCAUCAGUAAACUAAAGAAGUCAGACUCUGGGUCGUACUCGUGUGUUGUGGACAGCACUGCAUAUGAUCAAGUGGAUGUAACAGUUGUGGACGGUGCUGUUGGUCAGAACUGGGGUGUGUGGUAUAAUCCUAAAGGUAUCUGUACACUGAAGGGUUCAUCAGUAACCAUGUCCUGCUCCUACACAUAUCCCAUCGGUCAGAAGGUUGAAACAGUUUUCUGGAUGAAAAAUCGAACUCAAGAUGUGGAUUUAUCUGAAGACUCAGAUUACAAAGGCAGGGUGGAAUAUCUUGGAAAUAAUCAGAAUGACUGCAGCAUGAAACUGACAGAUGUAACAGAACAAGAUGCAAGAGAAUAUUUCUUCAGAUUUGCAACUAAUCAUAAUAGUGGGAAAUGGAUUGGUGAACCUGGAGUUCGACUGUCAGUUACAGACCUACAGCUGGAGAGUCCAGAGAGAGUGAUGGAGGGUGAUACAGUCACUCUGAAAUGUAGAACCACCUGUUCUCUGAGUAACACACCAACCUUCAUCUGGUAUAAAAAUGGACAUGUUUUAACAAGGCAAACCAUCAAGAAAAAUGAACUCUCUCUCCAGUCAGUCAGCUCUGAGGAUAGAGGCAGUUAUAUGUGUGCUGUACAAGGUCAUGAGAAUCUUCCCUCUCCUGCUGUCACUCUCGCUGUCACAUAUCCUCCAAAGAAGACCACAGUGUCAGUCAGUCCCUCUGGUGAAAUAGUGGAGGGCAGUUCAGUGACUCUGACCUGCAGCAGUGAUGCUAAUCCACCAGCCACCUACACCUGGUUUAAGAAGAAUGAAACUGUCACUAUAGGAAAAGAAGAGACCCACAGGAUCAACAAGAUCAGCUCUGAGGACAGUGGAGAAUAUCACUGCAAGUCCAGUAAUCAACAUGGACAUCAGUAUUCAAAUACUGUAUCUUUGAGUGUUUUGUAUGCUCCAAGAAAUUCCACGGUGUCAGUCAGUUCCUCUGGUGAAAUAGUGGAGGGCAGUUCAGUGACUCUGACCUGCAGCAGUGAUGCUAAUCCACCAGCCACCUACACCUGGUUUAAGAAGAAUGGAGCUGUCACUACAGGAAAAGAAGAGACCUACAGGAUCAACAAGAUCAGCUCUGAGGACAGUGGGGAAUAUCACUGCAAGUCCAGUAAUCAACAUGGACAUCAGUAUUCAAAUACUGUAUCUCUGAAUGUUUUAUAUCCUCCAAGAAAUUCCACGGUGUCAGUCAGUCCCUCUGGUGAAAUAGUGGAGGGCAGUUCAGUGACUCUGACCUGCAGCAGUGAUGCUAAUCCACCACAGAUAAACUACACCUGGUAUAAAGAGAGUCUAACUUCACCUAAUGGAACUGUCACUAUAGGAAGAGAAGAGACCUACAGGAUCAACAAGAUCAGCUCUGAGGACAGUGGGGAAUAUCACUGCAAGUCCAGUAAUCAACAUGGACAUCAGUAUUCAAAUACCGUAUCUCUGAAUGUUUUAUAUCCUCCAAAGAAGACCACAGUGUCAGUCAGUCCCUCUGGUGAAAUAGUGGAGGGCAGUUCAGUGACUCUGACCUGCAGCAGUGAUGCUAAUCCACCAGCCACCUACACCUGGUUUAAGAAGAAUGAAACUGUCACUAUAGGAAAAGAAGAGACCUACAGGAUCAACAAGAUCAGCUCUGAGGACAGUGGAGAAUAUCACUGCAAGUCCAGUAAUCAACAUGGACAUCAGUAUUCAAAUACUGUAUCUCUGAAUGUUUUAUAUCCUCCAAAGAAGACCACAGUGUCAGUCAAGGCCUCUGAUGAAAUAGUGGAGGGCAGUUCAGUGACUCUGACCUGCAGCAGUGAUGCUAAUCCACCAGCCACCUACACCUGGUUUAAGAAGAAUGGAACUGUCACUACAGGAAAAGAAGAGACCUACAGGAUCAACAAGAUCAGCUCUGAGGACAGUGGAGAAUAUCACUGCAAGUCCAGUAAUCAACAUGGACAUCAGUAUUCAAAUACUGUAUCUCUGAAUGUUUUAUAUCCUCCAAGAAAUACCACAGUCUCAGUCAAUGCCUCUGGUGAAAUAGUGGAGGGCAGUUCAGUGACUCUGACCUGCAGCAGUGAUGCUAAUCCACCACAGAUAAACUACACCUGGUAUAAAGAGAAUGUAACUUCACCUGUAGGAUAUGGACAGAGUUACAUCAUCAACAACAUUCAGUCCAGUAACAGUGGACUGUACUACUGUGAGGCCCAGAAUAAACACGGCUCUCAGAAAACCACUGCUGUACCAAUCACACUGAAAGGAGACUACAACACUGUCAUUUAUACAGUUACUGGGAUCACAGUGUGUGGAGGAACUCUACUUCUCAUUGGUUUAAUGUGGAUGAGGAAAAAGAAUCAAGCUGUUGGUUCUGUAGAGCAGUUUGCUCGUGAGGAACGAGUUGACGGCAUUUACACGGCUCUUGAUCCCAUGACCAGAUCUGAUACAGUCUAUGAAACACUUACAACUGUUAAUCAUACACUCUAUGAGAAUACAAACACAUCUCUGGAUCAUCAGUCAAAGAACUCUGACUAUGAGACAAUUUGGGGGGACUGA
Messenger RNA from Chanos chanos (milkfish), 2757 nucleotides. RefSeq names its product B-cell receptor CD22-like. The record is from RefSeq and is a predicted model, not a curated record. The coding region runs from base 1 to 2757 and encodes 918 amino acids. Lineage: Eukaryota; Metazoa; Chordata; Actinopteri; Gonorynchiformes; Chanidae. The transcript has 15 exons.